AUGUUUCACCACAGCACAAAGUUCGCUGUGGUUCUCACCAUCUUCAUGUUCUGUUCAACGAUCGCCAAAACCAGCAGCAACUGCACGCGCAGUUGCGGACAACAUUCCCUGCAAUACCCUUUUGGGUUCUCUUCUGGCUGCGAAGUCAAACUAAACUGCAGCAACAACAUCAAAGUCAAAAUCGGCGAGUUAGAGGUUCAGAAUAUAACCUCUGAUAGCAUAUUCGUCAGUCUUCCGCUGAAGUGCAACCGCAGCAUGGGAAUCAUAGACCCUCUUUUCGGUCACAACUUUGCUCCUACGUUAAACAAUAGCUUUCUAGUACAGGGUUGCGAGUCCAAGCUGGGUGACUGCGAUAUUCACCCAUCGAGUUUCGUUAGCGAUCACAACCUGGUGGAGGGGUGCGACAGCAAAAACAAAAGUGAAGAUUUUAUUUGCUUCACGCAGUUGCAGCGUAAUAGUUCGCGAGAAGAUGUGCUCGUGCAGCAAGAUUUGGAGGGAAUUGGGUGUCGCUUCUUGUUCUCUGCUCUUGCUUAUGAUAAGAGUAAAGUGAAAGAGCUUUCACUCCAAUUACAGUUGCUUGAGUUGGGGUGGUGGCUUAAAGGGCCGUGCCAUUGCUCCAACAAUGCAUCCUGCACGGAGGUCAAGCUUGGGAGAGGAGAACCAGGCUUCCGAUGCCACUGCCAUGAAGGUUUCGUCGGCGACGGUUUCAAAGACGGCGACGGUUGCCGGAGUACCUUAUCAGUUCCUGAAUGCAAAGCUUCAACACUAUGGUCAGGCGGAUGUAGAAAAGCAAUCAAAAUUGGUGUCCUAGUCGGAGGGGUCAUAAUUGCGGCUACCCUGGUGGCUGCUCUGUCUCUUCUAUGUUACUUUACUAGGCGUCGUUCCUCUUGGCUGAGAAAACAAGCGACAGUAAAGCGCCUAUUACGAGAAGCUGCAGGCGACUCUACUGUUCCUCUAUAUCCCUACAAAGAAAUAGAAAGAGCCACAAGUUUUUUCUCUGAAAAACAUAGGCUGGGAACUGGGGCUUUUGGCACAGUUUAUGCUGGACACCUUCACAAUGAUGAGUGCGUCGCUAUAAAAAAGAUUAAGUAUAGAGACACCAACAGUGUUGACCAAGUCAUGAACGAGAUCAAGCUCCUUUCUUCAGUGAGUCACCCAAACUUAGUGCGCCUCCUAGGUUGCUGCAUAGAAGGUGGAGAGCAGAUACUUGUGUACGAGUUUAUGCCCAAUGGAACACUAUCUCAACAUUUGCAAAGAGAGAGGGGUGGAGUACUUACAUGGACAAUAAGACUCACCAUUGCUACCGAAACUGCUAAUGCUAUAGCGUACCUCCAUUCUGCAAUUAACCCUCCAAUAUAUCACAGAGACAUAAAAUCCAGCAAUAUACUGUUGGACUAUAAUUUUCAAUCAAAAGUGGCAGAUUUUGGGCUUUCUAGGCUUGGCAUGUCAGAAACAUCACAUAUCUCUACCGCCCCACAAGGGACCCCGGGCUAUGUUGAUCCCCAAUAUCACCAGAACUUCCACCUUUCUGAUAAAAGUGAUGUCUACAGUUUUGGAGUUGUUUUGGUAGAGAUAAUAACUGCCAUGAAAGUGGUUGAUUUUUCGAGACCUCGAAGUGAAAUCAAUUUGGCCGCACUUGCAGUUGAAAGGAUUAGGAGAGGUUGUCUUGAUGACAUCAUUGAUCCCUUCCUUGAUCCACAUAGGGAUGCUUGGACACUCUAUUCUGUUCACAAGGUGGCUGAGCUUGCAUUUAGAUGCCUUGCUUUUCACAGUGACAUGAGGCCUACCAUGAUUGAAGUGGCUGAGGAGCUAGAACUUAUCAGACGAAGUGAGUGGGCAACUAUGGAGGAAACCAUAUGCACAGCUUCAUCCGUUGGGUCCGUGUGUUCAUCUCCUCGAAUAGGAACUGAGAAUUCACUAGGAGGUGUUAGUUUUGAGAGAGCUGCAGGGCAAGGGAGUGAGACAUUGAUUGUUCCACCCAAGACUGAAAUGUUUUUGCAAUCACUUUCGGAAGUGAAGGACAGCUCUCCUGUAUCUGUGCAUGAUGCUUGGCUAAGUGGAACUAGCUCACCUUCAACAAAUAGCUAG
Sphenostylis stenocarpa is the source of this 2088-nucleotide messenger RNA. The record is from the annotation of a GenBank genome assembly. Lineage: Eukaryota; Viridiplantae; Streptophyta; Magnoliopsida; Fabales; Fabaceae.